This is a messenger RNA of Anguilla rostrata (American eel), 717 nucleotides long. Its product is annotated as troponin I, slow skeletal muscle-like. Gene Ontology annotation, biological process: skeletal muscle contraction; cardiac muscle contraction. Bases 56 to 568 code for a protein of 170 amino acids. NCBI's taxonomy places the organism in Eukaryota, Metazoa, Chordata, Actinopteri, Anguilliformes, Anguillidae. Gene Ontology annotation, cellular component: troponin complex. The record is from RefSeq and is a predicted model, not a curated record. The transcript has 6 exons.
UUAAAAUCUUUCUUUCUCUCAGCGAAAGUCCAAGAUCUCAGCCUCUCGCAAGCUGAUGCUGAAGAGCUUGAUGGUGGCUAAAGCUAAAGACGAGCUGGAGCAGGAGUGCGAGGAGAAGCAGGAGGAGAAGCAGAGGUACCUGGCAGAGAAAGCGCCUCCCGUCAGCACCAGCGGCAUGUCGUUUGCAGAGCUACAGGACCUGUGCCGGGAGCUGCACGCCAAGAUCGACGUGGUGGACGAAGAGCGAUAUGACAUCGAGGCGAAAGUCCUUCACAACACCAGAGAGAUCAAGGACCUGAACAUCAAAGUCCUGGACCUGCGGGGGAAGUUCAAGCGCCCCACCCUGCGGAGGGUGAGGGUGUCGGCCGACGCCAUCCUGCGGUCGCUGCUGGGCUCCAAGCACAAGGUGUCCAUGGACCUGCGCGCCAACCUCAAGUCCGUCAAGAAGGAGGACACGGAGAAGGAGAGGCCAGUGGAGGUCAGCGACUGGAGGAAGAAUGUGGAGGCCAUGUCCGGCAUGGAGGGCAGGAAGAAGAUGUUCGAUGCCGCCAAAGGCCCCGUGCAAUGAGGAAUCAAUGGGGGCCCCAAACAGAGAGGAGGAUAUAAUGGAAGCACAGAAGUGGCCUGUGACAUCACAGAAGUGGCCGUUGACAUCACAGAUAUGACACCUACUUGAUUUCUCUGUCAGUGAAAAUUAAAAAGACAUCUUAUCACUGC